Messenger RNA from Dendronephthya gigantea, 1236 nucleotides. RefSeq names its product alpha-(1,3)-fucosyltransferase 11-like. Gene Ontology annotation, molecular function: alpha-(1->3)-fucosyltransferase activity. The transcript has a single exon. The coding region runs from base 62 to 1225 and encodes 387 amino acids. Gene Ontology annotation, cellular component: membrane. The record is from RefSeq and is a predicted model, not a curated record. NCBI's taxonomy places the organism in Eukaryota, Metazoa, Cnidaria, Anthozoa, Malacalcyonacea, Nephtheidae.
AAGCGCAAACAUUAGAAUUUCAUAUAGCCUUUGGCAUAGAGCUUGUACUUCUUCUUCUAACAUGAACAAGCGAUACUCAAUAAUAGUGUCGUUAUCUGUGGUUGGCAUUCUUUUUAUCAUUUUUCAAAUCAGCAACUUAAAGAGUUAUUGGUCAGGUUUUUUGCCAACGGAAAGCAUCCUCAAUGACACUAUUGCGGGUACUUCAUAUCACACGGAAAACUCUACGAUUUUAAUAUUAUAUUGGAGUUCGGUUUUCGGACGUAAGGUGAAUGUAACCGGCAUCGAUGGGAAAUACAAAUUCCCUUUUUUCGCCGUGAGCGACAAAUGCCCGGUUAAAUGCGAGCUAACUAGCAACAAAAGUCGUAUAGCAGAGGCUUCGGCUAUUGUGAUACACGGACGUGACGCGGAAGAAAUGCCUCCUGCGUCAAGCAGACACAACACUGUUCCUUGGAUAUUUCACGCGAACGAGAACCCCGUUUUUACGAAAGCACUUCGCAAUGGCGACAUUAUGCAGAAGUUCUCGUACUCUGCCUCGUAUCGGCUGGAUUCCGAUUUCCCUUGCCCGCAAUUCUAUAAACCGAAAUUGACCAGACCCGUUGCAUUUGCAAAGAAAACUGGCUUGAGUGUCGCCGUUUACAGUCAUUGUGAGAAAACCAGAACUUUGUAUCUACACCGUUUGAUGAAGCACAUGCCAAUUGACUUCUACGGAAAAUGUAUGCGAACGAUGCCCGUGCUUCCUAGAACCAAAGAUAAUCACGGUUUUCUAGUAGGAAUCAUGUCCAAAUAUAAGUUUGCCUUCGUUUUUCCAAACGCCGAUUGCGACUAUUACAUGACCGAGAAAAUAUACAUCGCCUUGUCCUCAGGUGCCGUUCCCGUCUGGAUGGGAACGGAUACAAUCGACGAGGUCUUGAAAUGGGGGAACCUGAAAACAUCUGUGAUCAAGGUUAGGGACUUCAAGUCGCCUCGACAACUGGCGAAACACCUUUUGUGGCUUUCGCGGAACGAAGCCGAGUACAACAAAUUCCUGAAAUGGAAGUACGAAGGCUUCAAUUUCCCGAGGGAGUAUUACGAGUCGCGGAUCGCGGAGUGGUGGGAAGGUAGCCCGCUGUUUUGUCAAGUGUGCAUGAGACUAGCGCAGACCAAUCGUUCGGUUUGGAGAAGGUUAGAUGUUGACAACUGCGACGGGAGGCAAAGGCGGACUCUGGAGAAGUGGAUACGAGAAUAGUACAGCACCAU